Messenger RNA from Bacillus rossius redtenbacheri, 2563 nucleotides. RefSeq lists its product as uncharacterized. The coding region runs from base 119 to 1552 and encodes 477 amino acids. The transcript is spliced from 7 exons. Lineage: Eukaryota; Metazoa; Arthropoda; Insecta; Phasmatodea; Bacillidae. The record is from RefSeq and is a predicted model, not a curated record.
ACCUACUCUAUGAGUAAGUUAAGCGGGAGAAGUCAACAAAAUAAUAUUCCAACAAUUUUAAGUUUUGCAACAAUAUUUGCGUUAACUUCUUUGAGGAGAGUGUCGCAAUGUGGUUAAGAUGAUGGUGGAUUCAAAACGUGGAUCUCUAAAGUAUUUUGGAAAACGAGGAUGGCGAAAGAAUGCCAAUUAUUACACUCACGAAGAAGAUAUUUUAAUUAUAAAUGAGGUGUUAUUUAGAAGUGAGAAAUACCCUAUAGGUGGUAACAACAUUUGGAUUUCUAUUGAAGAAGCAGGAGUUAUACCGGAUCGAACAUGGCAGUCUCUAAAGGAGAGAUUUCGUAAAACUAUCGUUCCAAGGUUACAUAAAUACAAAAUCUCCGACAGUGACAAAAAAAUCCUAAAAGCUGGAUUAAUGAAAGUGCAUAUCAAUUCUCGAAGGAAAAAGGUGUACAGUUUAAAACUUGGAAGGAAAACUGAGACGCAGAGAUUGAGGAAACCACGUGGCGAGAAGAGUUCGUCUUCCCAUUCCUCUGUUGAGAUCGAAGAUGACUCAGACUGGGACGAAAUGAACCACACGAGUAAAGCAAAUAACCCAAAGCACAAGAAACGGAAGCUGUUCUCAGAAGAAUCAAUUCUGAAUCCGACGACUCCAAUAGCAGCGUGUGCUACGCAUAAAGGUGUUCGAAUGCGUGAUUGCAAGGUUAAACUAGAGAGACUUUUUGCCGGGGAGGAUGUUUCCGCAUCGUCAAGCUUUGCAGUGCACUCGAGGCUUCGUCCCCAGCGCGUGAGUGAUGUUGGGGAUCUGUUUAAUGUUUCAGAGAGUUUGGGUUCUUGUGAUAGUGUUGGAGGUAAAAACAUAACUGGCUGCAAUAGCCAGCUUGUGACCGCUGGAACACUUGAGGACGAGGUAAUGACGGACCUUUGCAGUGGUGUUGUUGAAGCGGUGGCAUCUAGAGAAAAGGAAGCAUGUAAUGCUGGUGUUUCUCUUGAAAGUCAGAGUGGUAAAACUUUAAGGUUACCUGAACAGAUUGUGAGUAAGAAAAACGAAAUAACCACUAGUGGAUCUAGGGCAGUUAGUUCAACCGAGUCGUCGGUCUCGGUGGAGCAGGUGUUGUGUCAGAACAAUGCUUCAGCAUCUGCAGGACAUUCGAAGCAGGCAUCAGGCAGUAGUGCGGUUGAACUGAGGCUUUUGAAGGACUCUGCCAGAGGAGAUCCGUCAACCUUCGAGGAUAGCAGUAGCAGCAUCAUAUCCUUUGGUUCUGUGGAGAAGCGCCUGUGUGAAGAAGUAGAAAGUGAGGAAGAUGUGAGUAGCGACUGUGAAACGAGCAGAGUAUCAAAUACUACAGACACAAUGCGUGAGGAAAAUGAAAUUUCUAGCCUUACAGAUGAAGAUAGUUUAUCCGAGGAGAGCUGUUUUGAGGUUCUUUCACAGAGCCAAGCCAGUGCUACCCCGACAGCAUAUGUCGUGUCGAGAGAAGAGGAUCCGGUGAAAAAUGAUCAGGCCGAUUACAACAGUAACGAUACCUAUGAAGAAAAAUGUUGUCUGCAGUGAAGAAUGACAAGUGGCUAGUAUUUUCUCCUACUGGUUCAGACCUUAGAUGCGAUGGAACGUUUCAUACCGUGUAAUAUUUUUUCAAUGAAAAUAUAUUGGUUGUUGCCCUUUUUUUUACACUAAAUGAUUCUGAAAGAAUACGGAUUAUAACUGGUACAGUAAAAACUCUAAUCGUUUUUGGACCACAGCCGUGUCGGAUUAGCAAUUCUGGUGUAUUAUGGAACAUCAGAUCCUGAAGUAGUUACUGAAUAAACUUAGAAGUUUGUUUGUGGUUGAAGCAUAGUAUAUUAACAGUUGGUUUGUUAUUGAUAUUUAGAGGUCACAAUUGCCUUUGCAACAGGAGUUGAAAAAUAUCUUGAAGGCAACAUGUUUUUGUCCGUCAUGUGAAAGCAAGAACAUGAAUUGCUGUGAUUGUGGUAGUGGCGUUAUCUUUUUCAACUCAAUUUUUAUGCAAUAAAAUAUUUCCCUUUUAUAAUUAAAAAAAAAUAGUAACUUGUAACUUUAUUUCAUUAUUUGUUUUAUUAAUAUUUAUCAUCUGGUGGCUUUUUGAUUUGAGUGAUAUAUUUUCAUCAAAUAAUUUUGUUACAUAUUAUAUGUGUACAGAGUGACUACCGCUCCUGAAAAAGUAAGUGAAUGGAAGUACUGGUUACAGAAGUCAUAAAAAAGUCGAUGUAUCUGUGAAAACGAUUUAGAUUUCUACAUAAAAAUUGGCAUGUCCUGUGAAUAGUAAAUCUACUUUGUAUUUAUGUUUAGUAAAUUUAUUAAAAGGUUUUGAAAGAGUGCUGCAAUUGGUUCACCAUGUAUUUAUCGACAUGUUUUUAUAUUAUAAAUAUUUUAAUUUUCUACAUUUUAUAAACUAAGAAGGACAUGUGUGUUCUUAUGUAUAUCUCAUGUGUACUCAUUAUGUUAAUGUUACAUGCUCAGGAUAGAUUUUAUAUUGGUGUUAUUAAAAUAACAUUUUGUAUGGAAAAUUGAAUGGUCAUUGAAUAAAAGUUUUGUAACUGUUUUAAA